Messenger RNA from Geosmithia morbida, 1812 nucleotides. Its product is annotated as Major Facilitator Superfamily. The record is from RefSeq and is a predicted model, not a curated record. Bases 1 to 1812 code for a protein of 603 amino acids. Lineage: Eukaryota; Fungi; Ascomycota; Sordariomycetes; Hypocreales; Bionectriaceae. Gene Ontology annotation, biological process: transmembrane transport; basic amino acid transport. Gene Ontology annotation, cellular component: fungal-type vacuole membrane. Gene Ontology annotation, molecular function: basic amino acid transmembrane transporter activity. The transcript is spliced from 4 exons.
AUGACUUCUUCUCCUCAGCUGUCUCCACGCAAUCCAGCGCCGAGACUGGAUGAAGAUGGUACCUCUGUGCCUCAUGCCGAUCAACGGACGAUGUAUCCGUCAUCCGAAAGGUCACCACUGCUUGGCGCGGACAGCGAUCCGGAACCCAACACCUCCGGUGCCAAGCCUGCCACGGUCCUUGGCCAAAUGACCGCCAUGAGAGUCACUGCCCUGGCCUUUAGUCUUUGGCUACUGAUUUUCCUCCAAGCCUCCAACACGUCGGGCAUCACCAUGAUGCAAGGCAGCAUCGCUGAGGAUCUGGAUGCCUACGAGGGUACUAUGUGGUUCACCUCGGGAUACCUCAUCACCAUGUCUAGCUUGGCACCUCUCGUCGGAAAGCUGGCUACUAUCUUCUCGCCGCGCAGCCUGGUCCCGUUUGUCGGAUUGCUCAUCGGCGCUGGCUGCUGCAUCUCGGCUAGUGCCACCUCGUUUGCCUCCUUUGUUCUCGGGCGCGUCGUCAUGGGUUUCGGCGGUGCCGGCGUCUUGACUCUAGCUAUGAUCCUCAUCCUUGACUUGACGGAUAAGUCUACCCGCGGUUUCAUUCUUGGCUUUGUCAACGCAUGCUUCAGUAUCGGCGUUUCGCUGGGAGGCGUUGUCUACGGCGCUCUUAUCCCUGUCGUCGGAUGGCGCAUCAUGUUUUGGGCGCAAGCGCCUCUUGCUAUAGUGAGCACCACCGGUGUCUUCCUCAGCCUUCCACGUCCCAUCCCGUCCUCUCCUAACACGUUUGGAGAACCACUUUCUGUCUGGCAGAAGCUACGCCGUAUCGACUAUCUGGGCUCCGUUCUUCUGAUAUUUACCAUUGUUUCCUUUCUCUACGGUCUCACCAGCGGCGCCAGCGCUAUCUGGCUGUGGUCUUCUCUCUGUUGCCUCGGUUUGUUCGUCACCGUCGAGUCAUGGGUUGCAUCGGACCCCGUGGUACCCCUUCCUGUCCUGAAAUCCCGCUCGGUCCUUCUCUCAUGUGUAUCACAGCUUGGACUGAUGGGGGCCCGCUGGACCGUCUUAUACUACAUGCCCAUCUUUGUACUCGCCGUGCGCGGUGAGCCUCGUGCCAGCGCGGGAGCCAUACUAAUACCCACCAACGUUGGCUUCGGACUAGGGGGGAUCGUAGUCGGCGGUCUGCACAUUCGCCGCGCCGGCUCUUUUUGGCUGCCGUCUGUUGUGUCCAUUGCCAGCUUCGUCGCCUUCAUGUGGCUGCUGUCGGUCAUAGCACACCCCUAUAUUGGCCUAGUCCCGCUCAUUCUAUCAGUUGCAGCCGGUGGUUUUGCUACGGGUGCCGCCCUUAACUACACGCUCGCACACGUCCUGCACCACAGCCACCGCGGCACCGACUACAUCACUAUUAGCCUUCUGGGGACCUUCCGCGGCUUCGGUGGUGCCUUUGGUACGACAAUUGGCGGCAGUAUCUUUGCACGCAUCCUCCAGUCCCGGCUGAUUGACGGCUUCCGCCUCCUUGACGGCGACCUUGAUGGGAAACCCCUGAGCCCCACACGCAAGAUUCUCAUAUCGCGCCUCAUGGGUGCCCCCGAGCUCGUGCACGGCGGUGGACUUACGCCCGAGGACUCGGGUGUAGCUGUGGAUGCUUACGCCAGUGCCUCACGGGGAGUGUGGCAGGCUGCGGCUGCGCUGGGCCUGAUUGUUUUGUUUAUGCAGGCCGGAACGGGCUGGAAUGGCCCCAAGCGGGAUGAAGAUAAUGACCAGGAAGAUGGAUAUAUUACAGAUGAAGAAGAGGCUCGCGCUCUAAUUCUAGAACAUGAAGGGGCUGGGGAGGCUUAG